AUGAAUCUGUUUGCUCUUCACGCAGAGAAAGAAGUCAAGGAAAAGGAAACCCUGAUUACAAUCAUGAAAACUCUCAUAGAUUUUGUCAAGAUGAUGGUUAAGUACGGAACCAUUACCCCCGAGGAAGGUGUUUCGUAUCUCGAAAAUCUAGAUGCCAUGAUCGCCCUGCAGACAAGAAAGAAACUUGAGAAAUCCAGUUCCCAGAACAAGCUAUCAGACAAGAGCACCGAGGAAGCCGACAGCACAAAAACAGGCACAGCCGAAAUGGAAAAAGAAUACGAAGCCCUGAAAGAUUCCACAAAAGCCGAGGAAGAAAACGCGGAAGACAACAAAGAACCGAAAGGAAAAGCAGAGGCCUACUUGGAAGCCAUCCGGAAGAAUAUAGAGUGGCUGAAGAAACAUAAGACCCAGGGAAAGAAAGAUG
This is a messenger RNA of Thamnophis sirtalis, 424 nucleotides long. The record is from RefSeq and is a predicted model, not a curated record. Lineage: Eukaryota; Metazoa; Chordata; Lepidosauria; Squamata; Natricidae.